AUGAUUCGAAGUUUCGAUAAAUAUUUACAAAGUUUGAAGCCAAAAUACGAUGACGAUAUAGUGGACAGAUGCAACUAUUUACUCACUAAUAUGAUGAUUUUAAUUUGUGCGAUAACUGUUGCUGCAAAACAGUAUGUUGGAGAACCAUUACAAUGUUGGGUGCCGGCUGAAUUUCAGGAUAGUUGGGAACAAUACAUUGAGAAUUUUUGCUUUAUUGAAAAUACUUAUUUUGUACCGUUCGCGGAUGAUAUCCCUAUGAAUGCUACUGAGCGUAACCAACAUAAAAUACAGUAUUAUCAGUGGAUACCAUUUAUUCUUAUCUUACAAGCCUUACUAUUUCUUCUCCCUCGCACAAUCUGGACAAUGUUCAAUUGGCGCACAGGACUAAACAUACAAACGAUUGUUGAUGCAGCCAUUCUGACCAGAAAAGUGGACAAAAAACGAUGUUUGAAACAAAGAACAGAGAAUCGAGAGGAUUCAUUUGCGCAAGCCCAACAAAUUGUUUAUGUGAUGGAUUUUAAUAGAAGGAAAAAUCAAUGUAUGAAAUUGCUGGGUAACUUAUUUUCACGUAUAAGUAAAUAUGGAAUUGAGGGAGCGAACAAUGAAAUAUGUAAAUCCCAACUCUAUAUGAUCUCGAAAGAAAGCAGGUGA
This is a messenger RNA of Brugia pahangi, 651 nucleotides long. The record is from the annotation of a GenBank genome assembly. NCBI's taxonomy places the organism in Eukaryota, Metazoa, Nematoda, Chromadorea, Rhabditida, Onchocercidae.